AUGUCUGAGCCUGAUGGGCAUAACGGGUUUUGCCGUAUCCCGUUAUCCAACGAACUCCAAGAAAUUCUUCACGCCUCUGAACAGUCUUCAAACAGGACCGAGCCAGAAAAGGUCUCUAGGCAAGAUAUCGAUCUGGGAGAGCUCCCGUGGGGACCCGAAAAGCAGGAUGUUGCGCGCAAGAUUCUCGAAGAGCUGGGACCUCACGUUAAGAACUGGCCCGGGAAGGAAGACCUGCCAAAAAGCUGGGAGGGGAAGGAUUUUGUACUCUACAAAGGGGCGUUGUUGACCCCGAAGAACCAAAGGGACAUCUACAUCGCUCGGCCAUUCUCUGGGUCUACAGGGGUCAAGGUGGUCAUACACAAUAAGGCGACGGACGCAGUAAAACCAUUGGAGUGGAGCGAAUCUUCCGCUUUUGCAUUGAUGCUUGAGGCAAACGUUCGCAUCGCUAUGCUCUGCGGGCCACCGAUUAGAUUCUUCCUGUUAGGUGUGAAAUGCACGCAGCAAGCAGAAUAG
Messenger RNA from Fusarium falciforme, 513 nucleotides. RefSeq lists its product as hypothetical. Bases 1 to 513 code for a protein of 170 amino acids. Lineage: Eukaryota; Fungi; Ascomycota; Sordariomycetes; Hypocreales; Nectriaceae. The transcript is spliced from 2 exons. The record is from RefSeq and is a predicted model, not a curated record.